ACUUCGCGUUGAGACGAGGAGCGGGACGUGUCCAAUGCAGCAGUAGAGGAGCAGUGACAUGCUGGCUUGUUUGCCAGCAUCAGGUGACCCCGCCAUCCGACUUCUUCCCCACAGGCAGAUGAAUGCUGGACUUCAGAAAUUGUGUCGUGGAUUUGUAUUCGGUCUCUUUAUCUCCGGGUCCCCUAAAGUUGCCUUCAGAAGUUGUCCCCUCAGCGAAGAGAGACCGUAUCGCUGUUAAUCAAAUCCAGAAGCCUCAGAGGUUUGCUACGACACAUAAGUGAACAAUCAGCAUCAUGGAGGUCAAGGAACACGACAGACGGGUCAGGGGUAGGAAAGGGGAAACCACACAGAAGAUGAGAUCUGCCUCCCAUCCGACCCCUGCAGAGUUGGACGCCUAUGCUAAGAAAGUUGCCGACAAACCUUUGACCAUCCAGAUCUUCCCAAGCAGUAUCAAAGUUCCUCAGAAGAAGCACGUAAGUCGCACAGUCAACGGGCUCGACACGUCUUCGUCUGGUCAGCACCACAGUCCCUACCCUCCUCAGGUCACCUCCAGCGGUGGCCUCCUGGCUGUCCUCCGUGUACCUCUCAAAGGUCUCAUCAAACAACCGGACGGCUGCCGAACUCGGCAGCAGCCUAAAGCAGUCAUGAACCCUCAGACUGGACCGUAUGCCGCUCAAAGCACUUUAAAUCUUCCUCAUCCUGCUCCUCACCUGGCAGGUCUCUCUCAGCCGGUGGCACAGAAGCAGGGAGCGGUUCACCCGCAGGCACUACAGCAGCAAAACAUGGCUCACCCGAUGGCUUUACAGCAGCAUCACCCACAGGACUUGCAGCAGAGGAACAUGGCUCAUUCUCAAGCUCUGCAGCAACAGCAGAGCUUGUCCCAGCUUCAGGGAACACAGCAGCAAAGAUUGGCUCAUCCACAAGGUAUCCAGCGGCAGCCUCAUCCCCAGGCCCUGCAGGAGGGCCAGUCCUGCUCCUCAGUCAUACCACAGCAGCAUCUUUCUCAUGUGCAGACUCUAAAGCAUCAGACAGCUCCUCCACAAGCUGUACUUGCACAGCAGGGAGUGACUCAGGACCUGCGCCAUGUUUCUGAUGGAGCUCAGUUUCAGGGCCUGCAGGGGCUCGGCGGCUCCCAGGCUCUCCCCCAGGCAGCGCCCGCAGGCCCUCCCGCCCUGUCUAACAACCUCCAGCAGCCACCACUGGGACAGUACGGUCCACGGAAGCUCCCGGAUGCAGACGCCCCACCAAAUGUAACUGUGUCUACCUCCACCAUCCCGCUGUCCAUGGCAGCUAGCCUGCACCAGAACCGGCCCAGAGACCUGAGCAGCAUUGUGCACCAAAUCAAUCAGCUGUGCCAGGCUCGCGCCGGCAUGGGCACCACUUCAGUCUGUGAGGGUCAGAUAGCAAACCCCAGCCCCAUCAGCCGCAACCAGCUGAUCAGCGCCAGCUCCAGGGUGUCCUCCCAGCAUGCAGCUGUGGGGAGCAUCUCCAGCUGUUUCAUGAUGGGGCACCCUGACAAAGCGACUGCUCAGACUCCUGGUGCCGGGCUCCACUCACAGCCCAGUACAACUGCUAAUAAUAAUAUGGCUUCUUUCCACUCUGACAGCGAGAAGGUACCAGUGCAGCAGCAGCUUCAGCACCACCUGCUGCAACAGAAACAGCAGCAACAUUUACAGCAGCUGCAGCAGCAGCAGCGCUCCUGGGCCCAGCAUCAACUGGCCCACAUGCAGCAGCCUCCCGAGGGAGCACACCCCUGCAAAAACCCAAGAAUGGAGCAGGCAGCUGAGUGUGCGUUCCCCUCUCACAAUCUGAGCUACACCCACAAGCUACCCAGCUCUGCACAGGGGUUUCCACUAAAACACCCGGCUGAAAAGGCACUUCCUCCGUCCCCUGUGAACUGCUCAGUCGGUCUUGUGUCCUACAUGAAUGGGCAUUACAUGCAGCCUUCCUGGAGCAGCAUCCCAACCACAGCAGGGAACAAUGGAAAUAUUCCUCAGGACCUCCUGGUGGGUUUUCAGGGAGGACACGCCGCUGCGUCGGCAGACCGUGUCCCAGGAGCCAAAUACCGGCCAGGGAAGGAUGGAUCCGCUGGCCAGUCAAAGCUGAUGCAGCAGAACAUGGAUUUCUUAGGUGAGGGCUUCCAGGUGCCCACCUUACAGGAGCAGAACAUGGAUGUGAUGCAUAAGAUGCACAGGUCCGGCUUGGGCCACGUUAAGGAGCCCAGCAGCAGCGGGGGUGUCCACAGCCAUCACCCAGGCUACCAUUAAACUCAGCAUCGAUCCCCUCUGUGGAUUUAGAUUUUUCUCAACAGCACUUUGAGCUUCUGAGUUUCAUCGUUUUAAGAUCCUAAAUCCUUUAGAGCUUCAUUUGAUCCUGUGCUGGACUGCCGCUCUGCCUCUUCCCCUCUGACAGCUCCAUGUCGAACUCCUUGAGCCCAAUGAGGAGAGCAUCAAGGUAGUGAUGUUCCCUAGUAUUCCUCAGGUCUUACACCAUGUCGGACCUUUUGUUUUAAAAUGAAGGCUUUCUGAGAUUGACCGCCGCUGGCAUGGAUGUGCUGCUCUUUGUUCGUGUGUAAAUGGUGUUUAGAUGAAGGCUGUAGUUGCCUCAUGACUGUCACAGUGCUUCUUAGUUUCACGACGUUUCUCAGCAUUUGUGGCCUUACGACUGCCCAGGGCGAGCUUCGGGAAGUCCUCAUGGUAACGCGGUUCUUUGUAGGCUGUGACCCGGUCCGAUAGGAGAGAGAGGAUCCUGUUGCCUUGUUGACAAGUCCAAGUCGGAUCCAUGACUCUUCACUGUGACGUCUGGGAUCUCUGCAGGCUCGGUUCGGUUCUGUGGGUCAACAUUCUCUGUUCUCCUUGUUGGUUUCAUGUAGUUAUUUUCAGUUGUUUUUAUUGUUGUAAAUCUGUAGAUCGCCCUACUUGAACUGUAGAAAUAACUUGUGAAAGUUUAGCAUUUGGCACAGGGAGCAGAACUCCAUUAGGUCAUAUUUAUCUAAAGUUAAUGUGAACCAGAAGGCAUCCUGUUGUUGGAAUGAUGUGUGUCUGUGUGUGAAAAAGCUAAACGAUGACUCCAAGUAACGUGAGCGGGGAAAACGCUUCACUUCCCGCUUCACCACUUUCCUGCUGUAAUGCAACCCGCUGAUGCUUCUCUGAGUCACUGGCACCAUUUCUGGUACCAAUAAACAACCAGGAGUGGCUUUCAGCUCGAUCUACAAACCCAUUUCCUGUUCAUCAUGGAUCUAGCUGGGGCGUAGGCAUGGGCCGGUAUGAGAUUCUCUCAGUAUGAUAAAAAUGACCUCAAAAUUUACAGCAGAUGUGUGUAACGGGAUCCAGUUGUUUUCUUUAGAACAGAAAAGAUAAAAAAAUGAAUGGGGAUGCGCCGACCCUUUUUCUGGUCUUCAUUUUGGGUUAACCUUUGACCCGCCAAUACCGAACAACGUUCAGUAGAACGUUGCAGCUUUCCUGCCUCAGCUUUGAUUCACUGUUUAUAAGAGGAGGUGUCACGAUGUGUUGCACAUUAGGACAUCCUAUUUUAUGACAUUUUAAACAUUCAUUACUGUAGCAGAACAUUAAGCGGGCCGUGCAGCGCAACCAACCGGCAGACCACACCCUUAGAAACAUACCUGACAUUAGCACGGCUAGCUAAACUAAAACAGAUGUAGAUCCUUACUUUAACCCUGAGGCCAACUUACUCCGUUCUGCCUUCCUGUUAUCUGCUCUAAAUCUCGCUCCCUGUCGCUCUGCUGCAUCCUGGGUUGACAAAGGGGAGAACUUUUGGGUUUGUGACCCGGCAGGCACCAGUCGGGUCCAGUUGAGCUGAGAGUCAUCAUUCUGGUCAACAGAUGAUUUUUCUGUGCUACUCUAAUAGUCAUAAUAAUGUUAUUCUUGUCGUAUUUUAGACUGAAACGACGAUCUUAAUAAUCAAGUUUAGUAGUUUUCCAGACUUGUGUUCAGUAAUAAAACCGGAUUAAAAGGAGCUGGUUACGGCUUGUUAAUUAGUUAAUUAUUAAAACGGCGCCACCUUGAGAAGACUGAUGGGCGGUGCUCCAGUUUCACAACCAGAACUUUUUCCCAACUGAAUAAUUUAGGCCUUAAAAUACGUCUGUGUCUCUCUCGUCAGUUCAGCGUUCCACGGUUUCCAUUCAGAGCCUCAUAUGGGGCGACAAUGAGCUGAAAACACUUAAAAAGAAAGAAUAAAAUGAUUUCUGGCCAAAAUAUCUCACCAGACGGAGAAAUGAGCCAGACAAGGUGAACAGACUUUUCUGAGCCGUUGUUUUUCUUGUCUGCUGUGUGAUCGGCGCCCCCUUUGGAUGGGAGGAGUGUUGUUGCUGUCGGUGCACGCAGCCAGUGCGGUACCAAUAAUCUGGGCUGCACAUCUUCUGUGUGAGGGGAACCGGGAAAUCUCCUGCAUCUCAUUAAAAGCAAUUUAAACUAGAGGAACGCCAUGACGGAAAGUUUUUUGCUGUUGUAAAACCGGACCUACUUAAAAACCUGGAUACCCUGAUACCGGAUUCUGGCCCAUGCCUAUGGAGGAGUUGAUUGCAGUGAUAAUACAAACUAAAGCCUUAAAUAGACCAGUUUUAUUCCACUCAGACUGUAUAACUGAGCUCCUUUGUCAGGAUCGGAGCUCUACCUUUAUUGUGUGGGACUAUGGCUUAAAACCUGUUCGGACUCUGGGUUCUGAAUGGAAGAUCCCGUUACGAACUCAUGCAACCAGAUAAAACACCCAUCCUACCUGUCCUUCAUGUAAUGUAUUACAUUUUUCUAGCUUUUACUAAAACCGAUAGACGUGUAGAGCGGAGCUGUAGCGGUCAUUUUAAAUGUUCGUAUUUUUUGAAUUAAAAUCCUGAAAUCAUUUGAAAUGUUUUUAUUAUUUUUGGAGCUUUUGUCCUGAAGCCGUUCUGGAUUCCACUUUAGGGGCCAUUUGUGACGCGUAUAACAGUAACGACAUCAGAUAGUUCAACCUGAGUGAACUCAGAGGAGAACCUCACAGGAGGUUGAGUCUCGGCUCCUUCAGAUCUGAAAGCUGAAUUCUUCUCUUUCAAAGUCGAAGGUAGGACAUGAUUUUGGAUCCGGGUUGGUUCGCUCCUUCACCAGUUUCAACCCCAGUAAACACAUCAGUUAGAACCAGCUAGUUAACAUAUUUCUCUUGGCAGUUAAAUACUUAAUUUAAUUAGGAAGAUUUAUUUAAAAAGGCUCAAAUCUCAUUCCUGUUAUUUACUUUCAGACAGUUUUUUUUUUUUUUUUAGAUUUUAUAUGAUUAGUUUUUUGUUGAUUGCAGUUUUGAUCCUCAUAUGGACCCCUGAACCUGAUGAAAUUUGACCCGAGUAACAUCCCGCUGAUGAAUGUUUAUCAGAGCCAUAAAACCACGUUUUGUGCCAGAAGACGAUGAGCAGGUCAUUUAAUUCAUUUAAAGUCAGAUCAGGUAGGAAAUGUCCUGAUGGGAGGAAUGAUUUGCCUCAGAGGAGACCGCUUGUUUUAGUACCGGCAGAACGGACUGAACCAAGCUAAGGUAUGAGGUGAUGAAGGAGCGAAACAACCUGCAGCCCAAGUCUUCCCAGCAACAGAGCGGAGCUGCAGCAGCAGUUCAUAUUUGGCUCUUUAUACGUGACGGGGGUUCAUUUCUGUUUCCCUGGCUUUCAUUUUUGAUGUGCCUGUCCCUUAAAGCUGCUAUUGAACUUAAUCAACACACUCAUCUAACGUGUGUCUAGAAAUAGUAACAGUACAUGGGCUGCAUCAGUGGAAAACAAAGUUCUAGUCGGUUCAACAACGAUGAGGGGAAACUUUCCACCUGAACAUUUGUGUUAUUUGGACAUUAUUUGGUUAAAAAUGGACCAGAAUUUAAAUUUCUGACCGUUUCAACCUGUGGGUUUCCCCAGCAGCCAAUCAGAUGAGUGAAAACACCAAACUAUCAGACCGGGUCAUCUCUGGUUCUGAACUGUCUCAGUGCAGCCCAUAGUCAGGUUCUACAGUUUCAUAUGAAGUGCCUCCACUGGGUUUAGUGUGGACGUGUGUGUGUGUGUGUGUGUGAGAAGUGUGGUUACCUGCACACAGGUGUGCUCAAAGUGAAUCUCAAAUGUGUGAGUGGGGUGGGGGAGCAAGCUACUUAUUGAAACUACUGAUACUGUGUGAUGGACCGAAGUCCUGACGCGUGCCACGACUCGUCGACACUGUGGGGGACGUUUGCUCCUGACUCACUGACCAAAGUGACCGGGUGUCCCCCUCUGAGUGGGCCGGCCUUCCUGGCGAGUUGCCCCAUCUUAGAACUGUAAUAAGAAACUAAAUCUGGAGACGUAACAGAGACCCGUUCUGUUGCUUUGAGUGGAGUAAAAAUCAAAGAUGUAAACCGAGCAUAAGCAAAUCUAGAGUGAACGUUUGUUUAGGUGGUUCUCAACCAGAGCAGUGGCGGUUUUUGGUAGAUGCCCAGGGCUGUAUUAGAACGGGGGUGCACAAGAAAAAAUAAUGUGAUGUCAUUUAUUGUCUAACAUUUUCUGUUGCUUUUAUGCAUGUGUGGCCAGAGGGGGACUGGCGUCGCCCUCUUGCUUCAGAGAAUACGGACACUGGGUCACAUGGGCGACUUAACUGCAUUUCAUCCUGCUCCAGAAUCUGGAAAAAUUUCCUGCAUUUUAAUUGGUUGGGAAGGAGAAGUAGAAGGGUCUUGCCCAGAGUGCUCUCCAUGCCAGAACCGCCACUGAACCAGGGCUCUGGGUUUCAUGGUUCCACUUAAGGUCUACAUCCAGAAGCAGCUCAGUACAUGUCUGUUUGCACUGCAAGAAUCAUCCACUGAAGCACAUGAAAGUGAACUGGGCCAAAGGAACGCAGCAGUCACUCUAGAUUUCUUAUUGCCCUGAUCCAGUUUUCCUAGUUUAUAAGAACCAAUCAUGUUGUGACCGCUGGUGGAGGGGCUUUCUGUCUCUACUGUGUGAAAAUGUGAUAUUUGCCUAAAUUCCAGGUAUUUAAAUGUCUUGCACAAACAUUCCCCCCUAACCCAAAUAAAGUCUGCAAACACAAA
Molecule: messenger RNA, 7011 nt
Organism: Girardinichthys multiradiatus
Lineage: Eukaryota; Metazoa; Chordata; Actinopteri; Cyprinodontiformes; Goodeidae
Product: protein FAM222B-like
Exons: 4
Coding region: 294-2267 (657 amino acids)
Source: RefSeq, a predicted model, not a curated record